Messenger RNA from Habropoda laboriosa, 1964 nucleotides. RefSeq names its product probable ATP-dependent RNA helicase DDX43. NCBI's taxonomy places the organism in Eukaryota, Metazoa, Arthropoda, Insecta, Hymenoptera, Apidae. Bases 81 to 1964 code for a protein of 627 amino acids. The transcript is spliced from 11 exons. Gene Ontology annotation, molecular function: ATP binding; RNA binding; RNA helicase activity. The record is from RefSeq and is a predicted model, not a curated record.
CAACCGUGUGACUUGCCGGUAUCCUUGUGAUUAAGUUCUUAAUUUUUGCAGUAUCAUCAGAAAGUGGUAUUAUAGAAAGAAUGGAUUAUCAACAAAGUUAUGGAAGACAAUCAUAUUCAAAAUCUAACGAUAGAGGAAAAUAUCGCAGAAGUAAUACAUUUAGAAACGCAGAUCAAUAUUCAAAUUCUCAUAAUAAUUUUAACAAUGAAUUUGAAAAACUAAUAAUACAUAUUAGUACUGACAAAGUAGGAAGAUUAAUUGGUAGAAGUGGAAGUAAUAUUAGAGACCUACAAGAUAAAACAAGUACAAAAAUUCAUAUUGAUAGAUCCAGUGGAAAUGAUACUACUGCUGUAACUAUAAUUGGAUCUAAAGAAGGACAACAACAAGCUAAGAGUCUAAUAGAAGAAUCUUUAAACGAUUUUUCAUAUCCAUCACAAAGAUUAGAAAAUGAGCAAAAGGAACAAGAUGAUAAACCACAAAUUGAUUUUGUAGCAUUUGAUUGGUCUCAAGCUAACAAAAAAUGUGAUGAAUUUAGAAAAGAAAAGUGGUCAAAAUGUGUCCCUGUUAUCAAAAACUUUUAUAAAGAACAUCCAGCAGUUGCUAACAUGACAAAAGAACAAGUAGCCAAUAUCAGGAAAACAAACAAUAAUAUUGAAGUGAAAUAUAUGUUUGAUGAACAAGGGAAUGAUACAGAACAAUCUAGUAUACCUAAUCCUAUUGAGACAUUUGAACAGGCUUUUGAAAUUUUCCCUGAAAUACUUGAAGAAAUCAGAAAACAAAGAUUUACCAAACCAAGUCCAAUACAAUGCCAAGCUUGGCCUAUUCUUCUUAGUGGUCAAGAUCUUAUUGGAAUUGCUCAAACUGGCACAGGAAAAACUUUGGCAUUUUUACUGCCUGCUUUGAUUCAUAUUGAGGGCCAACCAAUACCAAGAUCAGAACGAAAUGGUCCCAAUGUUCUCGUUAUGGCUCCCACUAGAGAGCUGGCAUUACAAAUUGAAAAAGAAGUAAACAAAUACUCUUAUCAUGGUUUCAAGGCAGUAUGUUUGUACGGAGGUGGAAGUCGUAAAGAGCAAGUUAAUGUGGUAACAAAAGGUGUGGAGAUUGUUAUUGCAACACCCGGUCGGCUAAAUGAUCUUGUAGAGUCGAAUAUUUUAAAUCUUAAUUCGAUCACGUACCUCGUGUUAGAUGAAGCUGAUCGUAUGCUUGAUAUGGGAUUUGAACCACAAAUUAGAAAAACCUUGUUAGACAUAAGACCAGAUAGACAGACAGUUAUGACAAGUGCUACUUGGCCUCAAGGUGUUAGACGCCUAGCUCAAUCAUACAUGAAAAAUCCAAUACAAGUAUUUGUUGGAUCUCUGGAUUUAGCUACUGUACACACAGUAUUACAAAAAAUUUAUAUCAUUGAGGAAACAGAAAAAACUGAUAUGAUGUAUCAAUUUUUCCGUGAAAUGGCUCCCACUGAUAAAGUAAUGGUAUUUUUUGGAAAGAAGUCCAGGGUUGAUGACAUAGCGAGUGAUUUAGCUUUGCAAGGUGUCAAUUGUCAAAGUAUACACGGAGGAAGGGAACAAUGCGAUAGAGAACAGGCAUUGGAAGAUUUAAAAACUGGUGAAGUUCAAAUACUACUUGCAACCGAUGUUGCUAGUCGAGGAAUCGAUAUUGAAGAUAUUACGCACGUACUGAAUUAUGAUUUUCCACGAGACAUAGAAGAAUAUGUUCAUCGAGUUGGUCGUACUGGUCGUGCUGGACGCACGGGAGAAAGUAUAACAUUUAUGACCAGGAGGGACUGGUCUCACGCAAAGGAAUUAAUUAAUAUUUUGGAAGAGGCUAAUCAAGAAGUCCCUGAAGAAGUAUAUAAUAUGGCCGAUAGGUACGAAACAUGGAAGGAGAAACGAGCAAACGAAAAACAGUUGGGACGAUCAGAUAGAGGUGAUUAUUCGAAUAGAAGAAAUAGUAGAAAGUGGUAG